UUCAUUCUGUCGCCAUGGCGCUACCAUGGGCCUUCGUCCUCCUCCCUUCCCUAUUCUUCCUCCCCUCAUGUGUAUCAAACUUCUUCUCCAGCAACAUCAGCAAUGGGGGUGGAGGGAGAUGCUCCCUCUGUCCACAGUCUCCAGAGGUCUCCUUUUGUCCACUGCCUCCAGAGGUCUCCCGCUGUCCACAGUCUCCAGAGGUCCCCUCCAUUUUCAGCACGAGGUACAAGACUGCCUACCACUUCCGGCCUCCCAGGAACUGGAUCAAUGAUCCAUGUGGACUAAUGUACUACAAAGGCAUCUACCAUAAUUUCUACCAGUAUAACCCCCACUGCGCCCUUUGGUGUUGGGGUGACAUAACUUGGGGCCAUUCGGUUUCAACAGACCUUGUCAACUGGAUCGAGCUUGAACCCGUGAUAGAACCGGAUAACCCCAGUGACAUAGACGGUUGCUGGACCGGUUCAGCCACAAUUCUGUCUGGUGGUCAACCGGUCAUCUUAUACACCGGUGGCAGUAGAGACAAGUGUCAGGUCCAAAACCUUGUGCUUCCCAAGAACCCGUAUGACCCGUACCUGAGAGAAUGGACCAAAACCGGCAAUAACCCAGUGAUCCAACCGGUAGUACCUGGUUUGAAUAGAAGUCAAUUCAGGGAUCCGACGACCGGUUGGAUCGGACCAGAUGGACUAUGGAGAAUAGCAGUUGGUGCCGAGCUGAAAGGCUACACUGCUGCACUGUUGUACAAGAGUGAAGACUUUCUGAGUUGGACAAUAGUUGGUCACCCACUGUAUUCACAGAACUCAUCCAAUAUGUGGGAGUGCAAUAUGUGGGAGUGCCUGGAUUUCUUUGCGGUAUUGCCGAGCAAUAACAGUGGACUGGACAUGUCCGUAGCGAUCCCAAGAGGCGCCAAGCAUGCCCUCAAAAUGAGCAUGGGUUACUUUGACAAGUACUUGAUUGGGGUGUAUGAUCUCAAACGUGAUGCCUUUGUGCCAGAUGCUAUCGUAGAUGACUGUCGGCUGUGGUUGAAGAUCGAUUACGGCAAUUUCUAUGCUUCGAAGUCAUUCUUCGACUCGAAAAAGGGCAGGAGGAUCAUAUGGGGUUGGUCUAAGGAAGCAGAUUGUCGUUCAGAUGAUGUUGCAAAAGGUUGGGCAGGAAUCCAUACAGUCCCGAGGACGAUUUGGUUAGACAGUGAUGGCAAGCAGUUGCUGCAAUGGCCAGUUGAUGAGAUUGAAUCCCUUCGAACAAAUGAAAUCAACCAUCAAGGACUAGAGCUCAACAAGGGAGAUCUGUUUGAGAUCAAUGGAGUUGACAAUUUUCAGGCGGAUGUGGAGAUAGAUUUUGAGUUGACGUCCAUCGAUGACGCCGAUCCUUUUGAUCCUUCAUGGCUUUUGGACACCGAGAAGCAUUGUUGUGAAGCAGGUGCAUCGGUUCAUGGUGGUGUAGGGCCAUUUGGACUUGUUAUUCUGGCCUCCAACAACAUGGAGGAGCACACUACCGUGCACUUCAGAGUCUACAAGUCACAGCAAAAGUUCAUGAUACUCAUGUGCUCUGAUCUAAGAAGGUCUUCCAUGAGACCAGGACUCUGCACACCAGCCUAUGGACGCUUCUUUGAAUUUGAUCUUGAAAAGGAAAGGAAAAUAUCUUUGAGAACUCUGAUUGAUCGAUCUGCGGUGGAGAGCUUUGGUGGUGGUGGCAGUGUCUGCAUCACGGCUAGAGUUUAUCCGGUGUCGCUUGUCGAUGACGGCGGGGCCCAUAUGUAUGUCUUCAACAAUGGAAGUACCAUGGCCAGGGUGCCGCAGCUCAGGGCAUGGAGCAUGAGGAAAGCACAAGUGAAUGUGGAGAAGGGUUGAAGUGAUUGUUAGCAAAUAAGAGCAAUUUCAUUUUCUUGAAUUGUUUACCCUGAUUCAUGAGCACUCUUGGGCAGAAAUAAGGAAAUUGAGCACUCUUUAGUAUUGCCUCCGUUUUAUAAUGUAGUGCAUACAUAUUAUUAUUUUCAAAAGUCAACCUUUAUAAACUUUGAUCAAGUUUAGA
Triticum aestivum (bread wheat) is the source of this 2028-nucleotide messenger RNA. Its product is annotated as beta-fructofuranosidase, insoluble isoenzyme 4-like. The record is from RefSeq and is a predicted model, not a curated record. NCBI's taxonomy places the organism in Eukaryota, Viridiplantae, Streptophyta, Magnoliopsida, Poales, Poaceae. Bases 15 to 1847 code for a protein of 610 amino acids. Gene Ontology annotation, biological process: carbohydrate metabolic process. Gene Ontology annotation, molecular function: hydrolase activity, hydrolyzing O-glycosyl compounds. The transcript has 7 exons.